AUAAUCUCUAUGGAACAUCUAACUCUAACCAAACAUAUUGUUUUUGUUAUAUAAUAUUUUUUGUAUCAUAUUUCGUAUAACGAAUAUGUAUGGAAGGAUUUUAAUAAACGCAUUUUCCCCCCGACAUGGACCAAGAUCCUUCUACGUGGGAGUCGUCAACCGAAUGAUCGAUAUUCCGCCAGAGAAGUCCCAUGAGCCACAGAUACCAGCGUACAAAAGUAAAACCGGCGAAUCAUUGGAAAUUAAACGUGCACGGCUGCUGUACCAGUCUCGCAAGCGCGGCAUGCUGGAGAACGGCCUGCUGCUGAGCACGUUCGCGGCGAGGCACCUGGCGGGGAUGACCGAGGCGCAGGCGGACCAGUACGACCGGCUCAUCAACCUGCCGUCCAACGACUGGGACAUCUACCACUGGGCGUGCGGCACCAAGCCCACGCCGCCGCAGUUCGACAACGAGGUCAUGGACCGGCUCAAGAGGCACACACGCAACAGGGAGCGCGAGGUUCGCCUCAGGCAGCCGGACCUCCACUAGCUCUACUAGGGCCGUCGCCGCAGCCUCUCGUAGUUCCUUACUGAUUAUACAAGUAUUCAAUUAUCGAAAAGUUUUCUAAAAAUGAAUCCUAGCUAGAUCGAUUUAUCGCCCCCGAAACCCCCUGCAUACUAAAUUUCAUGAAAAUCGUUGGAGCCGUUUCCGAGAUUCAUAUAUAUAUAUAGUGUGUAUAUAUAGUGUAUAUAUAUAUUGUAUAUAUAUAUAGUGUAUAUAUAUAGAGUAUAUAUAGUAUAUAUAUAGAGAGAAGGAGAGAGAGAGCUCAUUUAAAGAUAUUAAAGCAGUUAGUUGCUCCAAAUUAAAAAAAAAAAAAUGGUAUUAUUACUCGCCAAUAGAUGUCAGGAAGAGUCAUUUAUGUUCAAGUUAAUUAUCGAUAAAGUUGAUUUGUACUAGUGAUGGGCCAAAAAAAUCCCAAUUUUCUCGAAUUUAAAUCCCAAAGAGUUCUCUGACUGUACCCCCUCGAAUCCGAAUCUAGACCUCAAAUGUUCCAAAAUAAAAUAAUGCACAAGAAAUGAAAAAUACUUACUAGGGUUUUGAAGCAUUCAACCCUUUAAAUGUUAUUUUUUUUUUUUUACUUAAGUUUCCAGAAUCAAUGCAUAUGUAAUUUUAUGUAUAUAAUUUCAUGUUAAAAGGGGUAUUUAUGUAAUUACAUGUUAACAGGGUAGAUAUGAAAUAAAAGAAAAUGACCUAUUAUACUUCAGAAGUU
This is a messenger RNA of Bacillus rossius redtenbacheri, 1250 nucleotides long. RefSeq names its product succinate dehydrogenase assembly factor 2, mitochondrial-like. The transcript has 3 exons. Gene Ontology annotation, biological process: tricarboxylic acid cycle; protein-FAD linkage; mitochondrial electron transport, succinate to ubiquinone. The coding region runs from base 86 to 529 and encodes 147 amino acids. The record is from RefSeq and is a predicted model, not a curated record. NCBI's taxonomy places the organism in Eukaryota, Metazoa, Arthropoda, Insecta, Phasmatodea, Bacillidae. Gene Ontology annotation, cellular component: mitochondrion.